Monosiga brevicollis MX1 is the source of this 3190-nucleotide messenger RNA. RefSeq lists its product as uncharacterized. Gene Ontology annotation, cellular component: cytoplasm; nucleus. Gene Ontology annotation, biological process: protein import into nucleus. Gene Ontology annotation, molecular function: nuclear import signal receptor activity; small GTPase binding. Lineage: Eukaryota; Choanoflagellata; Craspedida; Salpingoecidae. Bases 414 to 3128 code for a protein of 904 amino acids. The transcript has 27 exons. The record is from RefSeq and is a predicted model, not a curated record.
UUUUAGGAGAGAGAAUGAGGGAUGAGGAAGAAAAUAAGCUAGAGAGAGAGGUUGUCUUGUGGUUCCUAAUUUCACACAAACGGGCUCUGAACGUUUGAGCAGAGCCAGGCACGGCGGAUUCGACCCUGUCUUCAGCAGUGACCGGACGGCCAUCACGAUAUUCUGCACCCGAGGUCAUGUUGGCUGCCACGAGCUGACAAUCUCAGACCCACUUGUCGUUGCUUCUCCCCGAAUUGGGCAGUGAAGCUCGGGUUUGCCUGUGUAUUGCUGCGACCGCGCGCAAAGCUCUACCUGACCGCAGAGCCUUAGUUCAACACCACGCCGGGCGGCUCGAGUGUCCCCCCGCCUUACCCCUCCUUGUGUUUUCGACAAGCUAGUGCUCCGAUCUUAUUGGCACUGUCGUCGCCGCCAUCAUGGCCGACCAGGGCUUUGUACCGGAUCAGGGGUUUGUGCAGCAAGUGCUGCAGGUGCUCGUUCAAUGCCAGAGUACCAACAGCCAGGAGAUGGCAGCAUCCCAAGAGAUGCUCAAGCAGCUCAAUGAGCGCCCAGAAGUGAACAUUUAUCUCUGCCACAUUCUGGUCAAUGAAGUGUCCGUCGGGCCCAAUACACGUUCGAUGGCCGCCAUCCUUCUCAAGAACAAUGUCCGAUGGAACAUUGACAAACUCUCGUUUCCCAUUGUGCAAUAUCUCAAAAAUGAGGCCGUCCGCGCACUAGCUGACCCGAGUCAGCUGGUCCGUAAGGUGGCCGCCACGCUCGUCAGUACCCUUGUGGUCCGGCUUGGUCUUAAGCAUUGGCCCGAAGCCAUUCCCACCCUUCUCCACCUCAUGCAGAACAGCGAUCCGAACGGGCUUGAGGGUACGCUGACGGCUUUGACGUUCAUCUGUGAGGACGACGCACCAUGGCUCUGCGAAUAUGAAGCUGGUCGACUCGUGGACCUCAUUAUGAAGACAGUUGUGCUGCUUUUUCGCCAUGAAGACCCUUCCAUUCGUUCCAAGGCAUUGCAGUGCAGCAACGUGUUUGUAUCCUUUGAAACACCUGGCUUUAAUGCCAAUUUUCAGAGCUACCUUCAGGGCGUUUUUGCGCUUGCACCCGAUACAAACCCCGUCGUUCGCAUGCACGUGUGCACGGCCAUGGUCAGCAUCGUUGAAUCCAAGUUUGAGCAAGCUGUUCCCUUUCUUGAACCAGAGUUGGGAAAUAUCACGCAGUAUAUGCUGGAUUGCACGCGCAGUGAGGACGAGGGCGUAGCCCUCGAGGCUUGCGAGUUUUGGAUGGUGAUGGCUGACAAACCAUUCAGCUCUCAGGUGCUUGACCCCAUCAUGCCCCAGCUCUUGCCAUUGCUUUUGGACCGUAUGCAGUGGAGUGAAUUCGAGCUCGCCACCAUGAGUGCUGAUGACGAUGCUGAUGAAGAGGAUCGGGAUGAGGACGUCCGCCCAGCUACUCACAAGGCUGCGGUGCAUGGUGAGCGGCGCACCCGCCGUGAUGAUGGCGAUGGGCAAGAGGGCGCUGUGGGCCACGACGGCGAGGGCGGCGACGAGGAUGAGGAUGACGAAGAUGAUGAUGACGACUAUGACGAUGAGGAUGGUGCUGACGAGUGGAGCAUUCGCAAAUGUGCCGCAAUGACUCUCGAUUCCUUCGCCGUCAAGUAUCACACAGGCUUGCUGCCCGUUUUAAUGCCGCUCCUCAAGCAGAUGUUCGAAUCGAAUGUCUGGCUUGCACAGGAAGCUUGCAUGCUUGCGCUUGGUGCCAUUGCUGACGGCUGCAAAGACGAGAUGGAAACUUACUUGCCAGAAAUUUUGCCCUUCAUUGCUGGCUUCUUCGAACACGAACAACACUUGGUUCGCAGCAUCACCUGCUGGUGCUUUCGGCGUUAUGCCGAAUACAUCUGCAAAACACCUGCCAUGCUCGAGGCCACUCUGGGUGCCCUGACUGCCCGGCUGGUUGACCGUAACAAGAAGGUCCAAGAGACCGCCUGCACGGCAUUGUGCCACAUUCAAGAAAUUGCCAGCAACCGAUUGGAGCCCUUUACUGAGAACCUGCUGCGCACGUACUGCUACGCCCUCGAUCACUUCAAGCGUCGAAAUCGCCUGCACCUCUAUGACUGCAUCAGCACGAUGGCUGAUGCCGUGGGCGGGGCGCUUGCAGAGGCGCGCUAUGUCAACGAGCUGGUUCCACGCCUGCUAAACCAGUGGCAGGCCAUGGAUGACCACUGCCUCGAUGCCUUUCACAUCACCGAAUGCCUCUCAGUCAUUCUUGGUGCCGUUGAGACGGAGUAUUUACCCUAUGCUGAGAUGACAUAUGCUAUGGCUGUCAAUGUCCUUCGGGUCAACAUUGCUCGUAGCGUCGCACAUCAGGAAGGGCAAGACACGGAGGAUCCCGAUGAUGACAUGAUCGUUGGUGCCCUCGAUCUCAUCUCCUCCAUGGUGGAGAGCCUGCAAGGUGACAUGGAGCCAUUUAUCAGUGCAGACUUGAUGGAGCUGUUGCUGUAUGGCUUGCAGGAUGAGCUGGCCGAGAUGCGACAAAGCGCGUUCGCUGUGCUUGGCGACCUUUCCAAGGCGUUGUUCGGCGUCGUGCUGCCUCACCUUGACACGGUCAUGCUUUUCAUUUCAGUCAACUUAACGAUGGAAGAACCGCCCGUGUGCAAUAACGCCAUUUGGGCCACGGGUGAAAUUGCCUUGCAUCUCGGUGAAAAUAUGAACAAGUAUGUGGAUGAUCUUCUUGAGCCCAUCAUCCACAUUCUCAACACAAGCGAGCUGAAUACGUUGACUGAGAACGCUGCCAUUACUAUUGGUCGCCUUGGCUUGGGCUGCACCUUGAAGGUUGCACAACACUUGCCCAACCUGCUCGAGCGCUGGUGUCGAGCCUUGCGCUUAGUGGAUGACAAUGACGAGAAGGACUCUUCCUUCGAGGGCAUUUGCCUUGCAGUGUUAGCCAAUGCCCACGGUGCUUUACCGCGCUUUAUGCUGUUGUGCGACGCAAUCAGCAAGUUUCAACAACCCUCCCCCAAGCUGGCCGAGCUCUUUGCGCGGCUUUUGGCCCACUUCAAGACAGCGGCCGGUGGGGAGUGGGAGCGCUUCUUUGCUCACUUUCCAGAGCUGCGGCAAGAGUUGAUGGUUAAAUACAACGUUUGACAAGGCCAAGGCCUUGCCAUAAAGCCUGGCAUAGAUAGAUCAAGCAAUUGAUUCAAACAGCG